Messenger RNA from Besnoitia besnoiti, 573 nucleotides. RefSeq names its product SRP19 protein. The transcript has 3 exons. The coding region runs from base 1 to 573 and encodes 190 amino acids. Lineage: Eukaryota; Apicomplexa; Conoidasida; Eucoccidiorida; Sarcocystidae. The record is from RefSeq and is a predicted model, not a curated record. Gene Ontology annotation, molecular function: 7S RNA binding. Gene Ontology annotation, cellular component: signal recognition particle, endoplasmic reticulum targeting. Gene Ontology annotation, biological process: SRP-dependent cotranslational protein targeting to membrane; SRP-dependent cotranslational protein targeting to membrane, signal sequence recognition.
AUGCCUCCCGGCUUUCCAGGGGGCUUGGGGGAUGCUGCGGCUCUCGGCGGAAUGCCUGCGGGCCUUCCUGAUGGAGUGUCGCCAGAGCUUCUCGCUCAAAUGUUUGGCUGCGGGGCCCCGGGCGGAGGCGGCGCCGCAGGUUUCGGCAUGGGCCCUGAAGGAGGCGGAGCGGGGGUGGUGCAGAACGACGGUGUAGACCGAAGCCGGUGGCAGAUCGUCUACCCAGCUUAUAUCAACAAAAAGCGGACAGCAGCAAUGGGCAGGCGGGUGCAGUUGACCGUCGCUGUCGAGGAUCCCAAGGUGGACGAAAUGAAGAUGAUAUGCGAUCACCUCAACAUUCCGUCGGCGAUAGAAUAUCUGAAGAAAUAUCCGCGGGAUUGGCUUCUUUCAUACGGUCGGCUUCGGUUUCAGCUGCGGGACGAAAAUAACAAUCUGUUCAAUCCUGAGAUUCCUCACAAGAAGGCCCUGUUGCAGCGCAUGUGCGAGCUGAUCCCUCAGCUGAAGAGCCGCAGCGCCGCAUCUGCUCCUGCGCCGUCGCCCUCCUCCUCGACCAAAAAGAAAAAGAAGAAAUGA